CUUCAAAACAUGGUUCUAGUUCUAAAAAGUUUCAUGCUCAGUGUGAUGAUAAAGGUGCAACAUUAUUAAUUAUUCGAGUAAAAGAAACUGGUGAAAUUCUUGGUGGAUAUAAUCCAAUUGAUUGGUGUAAAGAAUCAAAAAAAAAUGUCUAUCAUUCAACUUCAACAAGUUUCAUAUUUUCUUUAAAUCUUAAAAAUUUAGAUAACUCAAUAGUUAGUAAAGUAAUUGACAAAGAGCACGCAAUCAAACAACAUACAUAUGCAGGUCCAACUUUUGGAAGAAAUGAUUUAAAAAUUUGUGGUGAAUUAAAAGAAAAUGAAAAAAGUAGAUGUAGAAAAGGCAGUUAUGAAAAACCAAUUCGAAAUAGUGAGGAAUUUUUUUGUGUAGAUGAUUAUGAG
This is a messenger RNA of Racocetra fulgida, 398 nucleotides long. The record is from the annotation of a GenBank genome assembly. NCBI's taxonomy places the organism in Eukaryota, Fungi, Glomeromycota, Glomeromycetes, Diversisporales, Gigasporaceae.